Messenger RNA from Plectropomus leopardus (leopard coralgrouper), 748 nucleotides. The record is from RefSeq and is a predicted model, not a curated record. NCBI's taxonomy places the organism in Eukaryota, Metazoa, Chordata, Actinopteri, Perciformes, Serranidae.
GCACAUUUUACAGAGGAUUAUGGGCUGUGAGUGGGAUGAAGAGACUGGUGAGAUUAAUGGUUUUGACCAGUUUGGUUAUGAUGGAGAAGACCUCGUAUCAUUUGACCUGAAGACUCUGACAUGGAUCGCUCCGAAACCACAGGCAGUCAUCAUCAAAGUGAUUUGGGAUGCUAAUAAAGCUAGAAUAAAAAACACUGAAAAAGACCUCACCCAGGUUUACCCUGAGUUGCUUAAGAAGUAUGUUGCCUUUGCCAAAGACUUUCUGCAGAGAACAGAGCAUCCCUCAGUGUCUCUCCUCCAGAAGUCUUCCUCCUCUCCGGUCAGCUGCCACGCCACAGGUUUCUUCCCCAACAGUGCCAUGAUGUUCUGGAGGAAAGAUGGAGAGGAGCUUCAUGAGGGCGUGGACCCCGGAGAGGUCCUCCCCAACCACGAUGGGUCCUUUCAGAUGAGCAGUGAUUUGGACGUUUCAUCAGUCGCACCUGAAGACUGGGACAAGUACGAGUGUGUGUUUCAUCUUUCUGAUGUGAUGGAGGACAUCGUCACUAAACUGGACAAAGCAGUGAUCAGGACCAACUGGGAGAAACCUGGUAACAUGAUCAUCACCAUCACUGCCGCAGUGGCUGUUCUUGCUCUCGUCUUAAUCUUUGCCGCUGGAUUCAUCAUUAACAAAAGGAAGACAGGUGAGAGAGAAAAAUGGAAAGAGCAUCUGCUUUAUUGGCUUUUUUUUAGCUCUUUGAUUUUAGUCUGA